AUGAGGCCCGGCGUGGGCGGGCCGGCUGACACGGGGUCACCGCGGGUCGCCCCGCCGCCGCCGCCGCCCCCGCCGCCCGCGCAGGUGCCGCGCCGGACGCGACACGCGCCCCCUGCUCUGCUGCCCGCCGUGGGCCCUCCGAGACAGUUCGGGAGGCGGCAAAGAAAACGACGAGACUUCAAAAAGUGUAACCUGGCGCUGAACGGCAUCUCCUCGACGUCUCCGGUGCUCAUAUUGGACAAACUGUGCACCCGCCGCCAGGUGUCAGCAGUUGUCACGACCGCAGCCGUGAGGUCGCGCCUGUUGGGCUGGCUGGCCCCGGAGGGUGUCGCGGAGCCGGCCGAGCGGAUUGAAAUAUUAGCGUUUGGAGCGCCGCUGUCGUCGCUGCCCUUGGCGCGCCGUGAUUUAGGGCCGUCCCUGGAAUGCGGGGGCGGUGCCGGUGCCGGCCACCCUCCACCCUUCCCCGCCGCCCUCAUCCCUCAGCGCGGACACACCUACGCGAGAGCAAAGAGGACAGAGAUAGUAGUACAGGAGCCGGCAGCCGUGUUGCCGGCCAGAGACAGGCUGGAAGCGAGUGUGCCGCCCCUGCCCCCGCCCCCGCCCCCACGGCCGCCUCCACCCCCGCCCCCUGCGGAGAGCCCUAAUGAAGCGGCGGUCGCUAAUGCUGGACCAUAG
Schistocerca nitens (vagrant locust) is the source of this 675-nucleotide messenger RNA. RefSeq names its product WAS/WASL-interacting protein family member 3-like. The coding region runs from base 1 to 675 and encodes 224 amino acids. The transcript has 4 exons. The record is from RefSeq and is a predicted model, not a curated record. Lineage: Eukaryota; Metazoa; Arthropoda; Insecta; Orthoptera; Acrididae.